This is a messenger RNA of Astrephomene gubernaculifera, 995 nucleotides long. NCBI's taxonomy places the organism in Eukaryota, Viridiplantae, Chlorophyta, Chlorophyceae, Chlamydomonadales, Astrephomenaceae. The record is from the annotation of a GenBank genome assembly.
GGAGAGGGAGAGGCAGCUGGGGGUCAUCAGCUGCGUCAGCUGCUGCUGCGCUGGGGCCUGCCGGGUGGUGGCGGCAGCGGUGCUGGUGGUGCGGAGCUGCUGCGGCUGCUGGCGCUGCCGCCGUCAGCGAGGCUGGUGGCGCUGGUGGUGGCAACUGGGGGGGACGAGCAGGACUGGCCGCCAGUGGUGGGGGCAACAACAGACCCAGGGGGGGACCCGCCGGAGGGGCGGCAGCCGGGUCGCCCCGCUGUGGCGGCGGCAACAGAAGUCGGGGCGGCUGCGGCUGCUGCUGCUGCUGCCGUGGGUGCGGAGGUGGCACCGGUGGGUGGUUCCGGUGCGCAUGAGGAGCGGGCUGCCGCCGUCCUGGCGCCCGCCGCCCCCUCCGCAGCUCCCUCCGCCGCCCCCUCUCCCCGCGUGCUGUCCAUGCGGGUGCACCCCCGGGUGGUGGUGCUACCGGACACUGGGGGCCUGAGGCAGCGGGGACAACAGUGGGAGGUCUCCUUGCCAGCGGCAGUGGCUGGGGAGCCGUUGCAGGCAUCACCAGCCGCCGCUGCAGCCGCUGCCCCGGGACAUGCGGCCUUGCUGGAGGUUGAGGUGGAAGUGGCGGUGGAUGGGGGCUUGGCGGAGCAGUGCCAAGGAGCAGGGGCAGCAGCAGCAGCCGCAGGUCUUGCCGCAGCCCCCCUGCCCCUGGAGCUGCUGGUUCGCUCUCGUGGCCGCUACCUGCCUGCUCGGGUACGACAGCCCAUGGCUGCUCCCGCUACCGCAACCGCUACCGCUACCACCAGCAGAGGCAGCAAGCGGAGCAGGGGUGGCCAGGUGUCGGUGUUGUACAGGUUUCAGGUGGAGCUGCCGCUGCUGCUGCCCGGGGAGGGGGCGGCGGCAGGGCAGGAGCAGGAGGAGGGGCUCCAGCCGGGGCUGGCGAUGGUCGACCUGCGUCUGCCGGGCGGUGCGCCCUGCCGCUGCGAGCCGCUGCUGCUGCUGCCGGCCGGGGAGGG